CCUAUCCCAUAAACCUUAGAUCACUAUCCCAUAUCAUUAUUAUUUCAAUAAUUUUUAGCCCUCCUAUCCCACUCUCCCAUAUCAUAAUGGAAACCUCUAUUGGUCAUGUCCUCCCUGGAUUAGGCUUCUUUUUAGUAGGACUAUGGCACAUGCUGAACCAAAUGAAACUUCAUUUCUCCCAACCAAAAUCCCACUUGUGUAUUCAAUGGUUUCCCUCUCCAAGAAUAAGAUACAUUGAGCUCUUCCUAAUAAUCUUGGGCAGCUUAGCCUUUCUCUCCGAGGAGAUCUUUAUAGGCCUCCAAAGGCGCACCCUUUUCGACCCCGAUGGAACGAUUCCUUUCAGCAAGCUCCGCAAGUUCGAACAUGCAAACAUCGCCAUCACCAUCUUCAUGUAUGCAGCCUUAAGCAUAAUUUUGGACAAGGUCAACCCACCAGCUAAGUAUGGGAUGACUCAACUUCUUGGUGCUGUUAUUUUUGGUCAACAGCUUUUAAAUUUCCACUUCCAUUCGACUGACCAUAUGGGGGUAGAAGGGCAGUACCAUUUCCUUCUACAAGUCUUCAUUCUUGUGUCGUUUGCAACUACCAUUUUGGGGAUUCCUUUCCCCCACAGCUUCAUGAAUGGCUUUGUGAUGUCUUUUAGCAUUAUGCUCCAAGGAUUUUGGUUAAUUUUAAUGGGGGUCAUGCUGUGGACCCCACAGUAUAUCCCAAAAGGCUGCUUCUUGAAUGAGGAUGAUGAUCAAUAUAGGCAUCAUGUAGUGAUGAGGUGCCAUGAUGAUGAAGCUACAAAGAGAGCCAUUUCCCUUGUCAAUAUUCAGUUUGGUUGGUGUGUAAUUGGUUUCACUGUUUUUGUCACCCUCCUCUACUUGGUCUUGUUCAAAUGCUACUCAUAUAGAGUUCCAUACAAUCUGCUACCAACGAAAUUUGAGGAUAGAAAAGACGAGUUAGUUCUUCAAGAUGCAACUUGAAUCAUAUACUCGUAUAUAUGAUUUCAUGGAGAUAAUAAUAUGUGCCAUCUUAUAUGUGACAAAACUGUUUCUUUAUCAUUUUUAGUACACAUUGUACAGAGAUUACUCCUUCGAUGGGUCCUUCAGUUCAACUAGUCAUGUUUGCAAAUGGUUUGCAACUUCCAUGUAAGACAGCCACAGAAUCAAAAAUAUCCUUUCCAAUAAUCAAGGUUGCAUAUUUAUUCAAUUAA
Molecule: messenger RNA, 1195 nt
Organism: Cuscuta epithymum
Lineage: Eukaryota; Viridiplantae; Streptophyta; Magnoliopsida; Solanales; Convolvulaceae
Source: the annotation of a GenBank genome assembly